GACGGAAAGAGAAAGAAGUCGAACGGCUUUUGCCGCGCAAACGACAGAUUUACGACCCCGAGCUUAAAAUUCCGCGAUCGAUUUCGCGCUGGCGCGUUAUCAGUCUCGUUCGCACGGAUUAAUCGUCCUUAUAAUAAAAGAAUGAAGUCGCCAAGGAGGGAAUGAAACUGUCUCUUGUCAGUCGUGUGCUUUGCGAGAUACCGUCGAUAUAAUCGGUACAGUGUUGCAGUUUACGCUAGUUUUAUACUUGGUUCUACGAGUUAUUUUAUGGUGCAAUAUAUAGCUGUGCUGAAGAAUAUAAGGUUUUAUCAUUUUUAUAAUCGUUCGAUGAGAUAUUGAUUUAGGAAACUAUUUUCGCAGUAAAUAAUUCAGGAUUUUUACAAGAUUUCACGAAGAUAAUAGCCUGCGAUACCUCGAAUCUAUCGAGCACAUUGUACCUUCGUCGACUGUCCGGUGAAGUUACUUUAUGUAAUACCAAAACAUGAAAGUCGAGAUUGUCUUGAUCCUGCUGUGCGGUGCGAUCGCAAGCCUAGAAUGCCGUCGCAUCCCAGGCAGCGGUAGACCGACGCAAGGCAGAAAAGUCAUUGAAGCGGUGCCAAAAUCUCAGAGACCGACGUUCCUGGCCUACACUUUGGGUCACGGCUUCAUGGAACAAUAUCGAAUGGAAAGUCCUCACGUGUUUCCCUUCCCGACCUUGCUGCAAAUAUCGUCGGAGCUCGAAGAUAAAUUCCAGGCGCUCAAGAAGCCGAAGAACUUUACGAGCGAUCUCUACCUAUUCGUCUCGGAGACCUUCCGGCUCAGCUCGGCGGAUAUGUUCUCGCUCAUACUGCGCCGCAAGUACUGCUUUCCUCACGGCAAGUGCAUCGAUCUCGAGAACAUCGGCGAGCUUUGCUGUCCCUUCUGAUGAUGUUUCGCCACACAGGAUUUUUAAUUCUCGUGAUAUUUGAAUUUCGCGCCACCUUUUGCAUAUAGCUAUAGACUGUAAUUGGUGAUUCUAAGAAAAAAUUCAAUUUACACAUGUUAUCGAUAGGAUUGUCGAGUGAUUAUACAUUGAUAACAUCGCUGAGGCAAAGACACUCAUUAUUUCGCAAAAACGCAACAGAUCGUUUUGAAAUAUAAUGUAUUAGAAUAGAACAAAGCUUUAAUAAAACCAUUAGCUAAGAAAAUAGUAACAUUAACUUGAUGCAUUUUCUUUUACUUAAGAUAAAAUUAUAAUGUGAUAAACGUUUUAUGCGAUAUUUUAUUUGUAAGAACUUGUAUUAAUUAUUACGUACUUAUACGAGUGCAGCUAAAUGCCAAGUUUUCAUGGAAAAAAGUAAAAUUUCCAUGUCAUUUGUGUUUUGUUGAGGGCUCGUAUUAUAUUCUUAUUAUAAUAUAAUGUAGCGAUAAUUUAUAAUACCCUUUACCUUUUGUAUCAAAUAUCUGUAUAAAAAGUUGUAUUAUAUACAAUGAAAGAAAUAAAAAAACGUAUUAUAUUAUAAAUUAUUCAAAAAUAAAAUUGUAAACUUUUACCAACUUCUACGAUGCAUCGAACGACAGUAAUCGCAAUCUCUAUAGCAAUAAAACAAAAUUUAUUUCAUCAUUCUGAAAAAAGAUUAAAUUUAAUCUAAAUAACGCUUCGAGUAAACUCUAUCUAAAUCCACAAUAAAGUAUUAUCAAAAAUAUGACUAAAUGUUUUUGCGAUAUACUCGUAACAAAAAUUAGAAAAGAAUCAUUGAAUAAUAUAAAUCACCUUUAUAAUUAAAACAAUAACCUAUAUAUUAUCCAGAUUUUACAGUAGAAAUAAGAUUUACGAUUUUUGAAACUAUAAUUUUAUUUUAUUUUUAUUUAUUUUUUUUUUUUUUUGAAAAUGUGCUUUUGUGAGCAGUGAUAUGCAUAUGUAACAAAAUAUAAUUAAUAUAACAACAAAAACAAAGUCAUUACGAAAACGAUCAGCACAAUUAGACAAGCAGCUAGUAUAAAUGUUAGGUGCUUAUGCUCUUCAAAUAGCAUCACGUGUUUCAUAACUCUUCGUUACGUACAGUUAUAAUGUAUAUAAAUACGAAUAACUUUACAAUAUAUGGCAUCGAUUUUUAUUUACGCUAAACCAAAGCGCGACACGAGUUCAAGAAUAGAAUAUAAUUUACAAAUAAAAGGCUCUAGACGUGAUGAGCCAAUAAAACGAUUACAAACAAAAAUUGAAUAUUCGUGUUGUGCUUUGCUUGGUCGAGUGUCAAGUGUAUAAUAUAUAAACCAACUGUUAUGUUCAAUAAAACAACUAAAAUGUUACCUCCAAACAACAUCGUGGAUUAAUACGUGCAUUGUGUAUCUUGUGAUCUCUUGUAAUAUAAUGAAUCAUUCGCAUAACGUGCAUAUUCAAAGGUCUCCUU
Nasonia vitripennis (jewel wasp) is the source of this 2369-nucleotide messenger RNA. RefSeq lists its product as uncharacterized. The record is from RefSeq and is a predicted model, not a curated record. The transcript is spliced from 4 exons. The coding region runs from base 482 to 904 and encodes 140 amino acids. Lineage: Eukaryota; Metazoa; Arthropoda; Insecta; Hymenoptera; Pteromalidae.